Acanthosepion pharaonis is the source of this 672-nucleotide messenger RNA. The record is from the annotation of a GenBank genome assembly. Lineage: Eukaryota; Metazoa; Mollusca; Cephalopoda; Sepiida; Sepiidae.
AUGUAUCUUACUAUCUGUCUAUCUAUCUAUCUAAUUAUUUUCGAUGUAUCUAACUCUGCAUUUAUCUAUUUUCUGUCUCUCACUCUCUGCUUCUAUCUAUCUAUCUAUCUAUCUAUCUAUCUAUCUAUCUAUCUAUCUAUCUUCUUCUAUAGAUAUAAAACUGGCAAGUAUGUUUUUUUCUUCUUUUGUCUUUUACUUUUUCCCACUUCGUCAUCUUUUCUUUGUUUUCUUUCUAACUUGUUCUUUAAUUUUCCCCUCUUCUUUCAUUUUAGAAUUCCACUCAUCUCGUUAUUUAGGUUACAUUUUUUUCUUUUUUCCAUUAUUUUCUUUCUUUUGCCAUUUUCUUUACUUUCAUUUUUUUUUCUCUCAUAUUUUCUUCUCUUUAUUCCUUCUAUUUUCCUUGGUUUCUUCUUAUCUUUUCUUUUCUUUCUCGCUUUCUCUCCUUCUGCAACAUCCUUCCUUCCUUUCUUUAUUUCCUCCUUCCUUCCUUUCUUUUUUCUCUCUUUCUUUCAGAAACUUUAUUUCUUUAACUUUCGUUCUUACUUUCCUUCUUUCUUUUUUCUUUCUUUCAUUCUUUCUUUCUUUCUUUCUUUCUUUCUUUCUUUCUUUCUUCUUUACUACUAUGUCAUUUUUAUAUUUCUUUUGUCCUAUUUCUUUUCUUUCGUUUUGUAA